GUUUUUAAAAAUACUGACAUGAAAACAUAACCAUAACCCUACAUAUUGCUGACAAAUCCUUCGCCCCAUCAACUUUUCAGUUUACUCAAGAUAAAAUACCAAAAUGGGAAGAAGAUACUAUUGCGAUUAUUGUGAAAUAAACUUCAUAGAUGAUUUGGACGCCAGAAAAAAACAUUUACAGAGUAUACACCACAUAAAAUUGAGAAAUUUGCAUUAUGAGAGUUGUAGAGAUCCGGAAACAAUAUUAAGAGAAGAGUUAUUAAAAAUACCCUGCAGAAGAUUUGCUCAAUAUGGAAGCUGCCAAUUUGAAGGAAACUGUAAAUACACACACUACUCUCCAGAGGAUCUCUGCUACCUAAGACAGCAAGUGGAAGAAAUGCAGGAAAAAAGAAGAAAAAAACUUGAAGAAGUGCCUGAAGUACCAAGUAUAGAAUCAUGGUACCAGAGUCAUAAUGAGAAGCAUAAGGACGAUUCUGAUAUUGCCACACCUUUCUGGACAUAUCCUGCAAUCUUAGAAUCUAGGACUGAUCUACCACCAUCACUAGUUAAGUUUAAACAGGAACAUUUUGUUGAUGUAACUUUUGAAGAGUGGGGGAAAUAAAUUAUUAUCGCAAAUUUA
Acanthoscelides obtectus is the source of this 619-nucleotide messenger RNA. The record is from the annotation of a GenBank genome assembly. NCBI's taxonomy places the organism in Eukaryota, Metazoa, Arthropoda, Insecta, Coleoptera, Chrysomelidae.